GGCUGUCCGUGAACGUGAGUAACUGUUUUUCCACCCCUGCCCGGCGCCACUGCCUUCCCGGGCUGCAGGCGCAGAGAUGUGUUUUCCGAUAGAAGUGAGUUGCCGGCUUCCCUCUCCCCCAACGGCAGAAUCUGGACUGGAACCCAGGAUUUCGGUCUCUGUGACUGCUCCUCCAGCCGGCAGCCCUCCGGCCGCCAUCGGGAAACUGCUGUCGUCCGUUUCCCAAGCACUUUUCUCUAAAAAACCUGGAAGGAGAUUCCUUGACAGGAGGGGGAGGAGUUGGGGGCGGGUGCAGCUUGAGGUGGAGAAGAGUUGUCCCCUGCGGGCAGUGAGGUUAGAGCCCGUGCUGUGGAGGCGCGCGGUACGGAUCCCGGUGCACCCUCACUGGCUGUGUGCACUGGGCAAGUGGCUCCCACUCUGCCCUCAGUUUCCUGAUCUGUAAAAUAGGCGUGGACAAUGGCAGCUAUGCUGCGGGACUGAACGAUGUGAGCCGUGCCUGGCCCCUGGGGCAGGUUCAGUGAGUUGUUGCUGCUACUGAAGCUGGAGUCCUAGUCUUUUUUCUCUGAGCCAGAGGGGAAGAGUUGGGCCCCGGGCCACUGUGGGCUGGCCCUUGUCUCUGGGCCUGUCCAGCUCCAGCUCCUUCUGACUGCCCUCUCCGAGGGCACGUGGCCUCAGUCCUCAGGUGGUGGAAGGAUUUCAGAGCUGGUGAUUCUCAGGGGUGGAAAGCAGAAGGGGCUUCUCUGUCCUGGCUCCCUUUUUCCUCUUUCAGCUUUGCCUUUGGAGACUCCACCCACCCUCAGGGAAGAGCCCAGAAAGAAGAUAUGGCUAUUGGACGGAGGGAAGCAACGUCUCAUGUGUCGGUGACCUUCGAGGAUGUGGCUGUGCUCUUUACACGGGAUGAGUGGAGGAAGCUGGGUCCUUCUCAGAGAAACGUGUACCAGGAAGUGAUGCUGGAGAACUACAGUAACCUGGUCUCACUGGGACUCCUGUUUUCCAAACCAAGAGUGAUCUCCCUGUUGCAGCAAGGAGAAGAUCCCUGGAAGGUAGAGAAAGAAAGUCCUGGAGGCCCCUCUCUAGGUUGUAAGAGCAGUCCUAAAACUACAAAGUCAACUCAAACCCAAGAUUCAUCAUUUCAGGGGCUAAGAAGGAAAAGACUCAAAAGGGAUGAACCCUGGAGUUUCCUCUCAGAAAAACCCUGCAUAUAUGAAGACAGAUUAAAGAAACAAAAGGACAAAAAUGAAAGUUUACAAAUAAUUUCAAUCACCCAUACAAAAAUUCUCCCUGUAGAAAAAAGCCAUAAAAAUAGCAACUUUGGCCAAAAUUUCAGCCUGAAAUCAGUCUUUGUUAAGCAACAGAGGGUUGCUAGAGAAAAAACACCCUCAAAAUAUGAAAUACAAAGAAAUAGCUUCAAGCAGAAUUCAAACUUACUUAGCCAACCAAAAAUCAAAACAGCAGAAAAGCGGUAUAAAUGUAAUAUAUGUGAAAAAGCCUUCAUUCACAAUUCUUCCCUUCGUAAACACCAGAAAAACCACACUGGAGAGAAAUUAUUUAAAUGUAAGGAAUGUUUGAAAGCUUUCAGCCAAAGUUCGGCUCUUAUUCAGCAUCAAAGAACUCAUACUGGAGAGAAACCCUACAUCUGUAAAGAAUGUGGGAAAGCUUUCAGCCACAGUGCAUCCCUCUGCAAACAUCUAAGAAUCCACACUGUGGAGAAAUCCUAUCGAUGUAAAGAAUGUGGUAAAUCCUUCAGCAGAAGGUCUGGCCUUUUUAUACAUCAAAAAAUCCACGCUCGAGAAAAUCCCCACAGAUACAAUCCAGGUAGGAAGGCAGCCAGCACAUCCCUUCCCGGAUGUCAGAGAAUUCACCUCAGAAAGAAGUCCUAUUUAUGUAAUGAAUGCGGCAACACCUUUAAGUCGAGCUCAUCCCUUCGUUAUCAUCAGAGGAUUCACACGGGAGAGAAACCUUUUAAGUGCAGUGAAUGUGGGAGAGCCUUCAGUCAGAGCGCGUCUCUUAUCCAGCACGAAAGAAUUCACACUGGAGAAAAGCCCUAUCGAUGUAACGAAUGUGGAAAAGGUUUUACUUCUAUUUCAAGACUUAACAGACACCGAAUAAUUCAUACCGGUGAGAAACUGUAUAAUUGUAACGAGUGUGGUAAAGCCUUAAGUUCCCACUCGACGCUUAUCAUCCAUGAAAGAAUUCACACUGGCGAGAAACCGUGUAAAUGCAAAGUGUGUGGGAAAGCCUUCCGACAGAGUUCAGCUCUCAUUCAGCAUCAGAGGAUGCAUACCGGAGAAAGACCCUACAAAUGCAACGAGUGUGGGAAAACAUUCCGGUGUAACUCAUCCCUUAGCAACCAUCAGAGAAUCCACACAGGAGAGAAACCAUACCGGUGUCUGGAAUGUGGGAUCUCUUUUGGCCAAAGUGCAGCUCUUAUUCAACAUCAGAGGAUUCACACAGGAGAAAAACCCUUCGAAUGUAACACGUGCGGGAAGACUUUUAGACAGAGCUCAUCACUUAUUGCCCAUCAGAGAAUUCAUACUGGAGAGAAACCCUAUGAAUGUAAUGCAUGUGGGAAACUGUUCAGCCAGAGGUCAUCUCUUACUAAUCAUUAUAAAAUCCACAUUGAAGAGGAUUCCUUGAAAGUAGAUUUGCAUGUGUGAAAGCCUUAAACCAAAGCUCAGCAGGGUAUACAUACUUGAGAUUGAUUUAAUAAAUGUCAUGAUCAUAAGAAAACUUUUCUAUUUUAAUUUUGUCUCAUCAGAUAUUAAAUUCUAAGGACAAAGAGCUCUGACUAUGUAAUAAAUAUGUGGAAAACUUUCAUACCUGUCAGUCACUUUUUAAAAAAUAUCCUAAGAUAAGGGAAUCACAAUUGUAAUUUGAUUGCAAAACCACAAUUUUGACCAUCUGUAAGGUGGGGUUUUUCUAUCUUUUUAUACAGUAUUAUAUACUAUAUGUGAUGUAUAAACAUGAGAAAAAUCUGGGUGUAGGAGUGCUGGAUUUCUCAUUAGAAAGACACCAACUGUAUAAGCCAGUAGCACAUUUAUUAGAACUAACAUUUUAAUAGCAAACAGAACUGAUCUUAAAAUAUAUGCAUAUGUAGACCAAAUAAUAGAU
This is a messenger RNA of Lontra canadensis (Northern American river otter), 3111 nucleotides long. RefSeq names its product zinc finger protein 354B (gene ZNF354B). The transcript has 4 exons. The record is from RefSeq and is a predicted model, not a curated record. Bases 822 to 2657 code for a protein of 611 amino acids. Gene Ontology annotation, biological process: regulation of DNA-templated transcription. Lineage: Eukaryota; Metazoa; Chordata; Mammalia; Carnivora; Mustelidae.